Myodes glareolus (Bank vole) is the source of this 834-nucleotide messenger RNA. The record is from RefSeq and is a predicted model, not a curated record. Lineage: Eukaryota; Metazoa; Chordata; Mammalia; Rodentia; Cricetidae.
GGUUGCUGGGUGUGGCCCCGUGGGACUGGGGCCGCCGGGGUAUGGUCCCCGUGGAGACGGAGGUGCAGGGGUGCGGUCCCGGUGCGAGCCGAGGCCCGGUGUAGGCCCCGAGCCCCGACUGGAGGUAGCUCGCGGCUUCCGGCCGCGCAGGCCCGCUCAAGAUGUCGUACAUGCUCCCGCAUCUGCACAAUGGCUGGCAGGUAGACCAGGCCAUCCUGUCGGAGGAGGACCGCGUGGUCGUCAUUCGUUUCGGACACGACUGGGACCCCACUUGCAUGAAGAUGGACGAGGUUCUGUACAGCAUCGCCGAAAAGGUUAAAAAUUUUGCAGUUAUUUAUCUUGUGGAUAUUACGGAAGUGCCUGACUUCAACAAGAUGUAUGAGUUGUACGACCCUUGUACUGUCAUGUUUUUCUUCAGCCAGCUGCUGAGGAGCUUGAUGCACAUCUGGAAUGUCCUGCACAGUGUCCCAUGCCAGAGUCACAGAAACAAACAUAUCAUGAUUGAUCUGGGCACUGGCAACAACAACAAGAUCAAUUGGGCCAUGGAAGACAAGCAAGAAAUGGUUGACAUCAUAGAGACUGUGUACCGUGGCGCCCGCAAAGGCCGGGGUCUGGUGGUGUCCCCCAAGGACUACUCCACAAAGUACAGAUACUGAGCACUGCCCUCACAGGCUGUGCAGAGGACACUGGGGACCCCUCCAUGUAGAAAUACUGAGCUCUUCACAGCCUUUGGGAAGGGCCUGCAGCAGAACACGGCUGGAGGCUGGAGGAUCCUUGAGAUGGGGGUUGUGGGGCCUUAACUAGCUGAAGCAAAUAAACGUGCAGUGGGGAAGA